AUGCAGGCAUCACCGUCACCCUCGCCACCACCGCCACCACCACCGAUACUAUCUGUUCCAGAAGGGACAUCAGCAACAGUGACCACUUCUUUGCCUCAGUCUGAGGUGAAGCUCAAGCUGGUGCCCUAUGAUGAUGACGAGGACACCGCCUCGGACAAGGCGCUUCCCACCAAUGGCAGCGACACCAGUAAUCAGCUGGAAACAACAGCAGCAACAACAGCAGAAACAACCUCGCCAGUAAAGUCGGGCAACAUAAAAAAUGGCCAGCAAGCAAAGGAGACAGAUGAUGUUGCUAAAAAGGCUAACAAGGUUGAUAAGAAGGUAAAAGAAAGUGAGGGCGAUGCCGAAGACAUGUCGGCAGGCCCAAAAUCUGCUUCUACCAAAAAACGACCCGCUGAAGCUGAAGAGGAGGAAAACGCUGAAGGCAGUAGUAAUAAGAAGAAGCUCUCUGAACCGCUGUCAGAGCUAAAAGUCCUCUUACUUUCACCAACCCUGCCCAGCCGCUCCAAAUCAUCACCGGCAGCGGUGGAGCAGGCGGUGGAGAAGGCCUCACCGCCGUUGACGAAAAAGAUGAAAAAGGCUGCUGAAAUCAGCAGUCAUCAUCAUCAUCAUCAUCAAUUGGAAACAUCUUCAGCGACGGCCGAUUUAGAUGCCUCUCUUGCAGAGGAAGAAGAGGGUGCCUGCUCCGAGGUGAGCGCCGCCACCUCGGCCAGCGCCAACAGCAGCAGCAAUCAGGAGAUAACCGGAAACGAUGGCAACACCAGCCAGGAGACGGCCGUUUCCGACGUCUCGGGGAAGAGUGUCACCGACACUGAUGAGGAGCUGUCUAAUUCAGUUGUAACCGGAAGUGGAGGAAAGCGAAAGAGCACCAGG
This is a messenger RNA of Rhagoletis zephyria (snowberry fruit fly), 873 nucleotides long. The record is from RefSeq and is a predicted model, not a curated record. Lineage: Eukaryota; Metazoa; Arthropoda; Insecta; Diptera; Tephritidae.